Messenger RNA from Trematomus bernacchii (emerald rockcod), 3986 nucleotides. Its product is annotated as plexin-B2-like. The record is from RefSeq and is a predicted model, not a curated record. The transcript is spliced from 23 exons. Gene Ontology annotation, biological process: regulation of GTPase activity; regulation of cell migration; regulation of cell shape. NCBI's taxonomy places the organism in Eukaryota, Metazoa, Chordata, Actinopteri, Perciformes, Nototheniidae. Gene Ontology annotation, cellular component: semaphorin receptor complex. Gene Ontology annotation, molecular function: semaphorin receptor activity.
AUGACCUGGGUGUUCCUGCUGAAGAGGAAGGAGCUCAGGGAGCAGAGUAGCAGCUCCAAGGAGCUCCUCUCACACACAUGGGACCCCAUACCCUCCUCUGUGCUCCCAGAGAAGGGUCCAGCUGCCGGGGGGACGGUGAUCACCAUCAAGGGGGAAGACCUGGACACCGCCACGAAAGACGAUGUCUCUGUUUCUGUCGGAGGAGUUCCCUGUGAAGUGCUAAAGUUCGGCUCUGAGAUCUCGUGUAAAACGGGGAAAUAUCGGGGGCAGAAAGUUACCUCGGAGAGGUUAGUGGUGGCGGUGAAAUACGGGACAAACACGACGAAGGAAAUUCCAUCCGCUUAACAGUACUCGGAAAACCCCAAGAUCACAGAUUUUAACCCCAAGAGCAGCUUCCUAUGCUGGAUGUUUUCUUCUGUGCAGUUUGUUCAGGAGCAUGUGAGUAAGAACGACACGGUGCUUCAGUUUCUCUCUCCGGCGGUGAACUGCUCCGUCGACAGCACGGCGUUGAGAUCUGUCCUCUGGUUGGACGACGAGAAGGAGGAGCUGAAAGGCUUCGACUAUCAUCCCGACCCCUCCUUCAACCAGCUGCUGAAGAACAUCAUCACCGAGACCAGCAUCAUCAUCGUCCACGGUCGAGGUUUCUCUAAAGCCAUGACGGCCAAAGAGGCGCAGGCGUUCAUUGGAGACGCCUCCUGUCCCGUCAACAUCCUGCAGGAUGAUAAGUUGAUCUUGGAGGCUCCCUCCUCUCAGCCCAGAUCUGGAUCUAAACGUCAGCGCAGAGACACGACCAACGACCAGUUGGACCUCGUGGUGAAGUUCGGUCACGGGGAGUGGACGGUGGGCUCCGUUUACUACGCUCAGAGUAAAGACAUCCCUCUGGAGAUCAUCAUCCCCUCAGUUAUCAUCCCCAUGCUCUUCUUCAUCGCCAUCUCCGUCUACUGCUACAGGAGGAAGAGCCAGCAGGCGGAGCGGGAAUACGAGAAGGUGAAACACCAGCUGGAGAAUGUGGAGGAGAGCGUCCGGGACCGCUGCAAGAAGGAGUUCACAGACCUGAUGAUAGAGAUGGAGGACCACACCAGCGAUCUGAGCGAGGCGCGGAUCCCCUUCCUGGAUUAUAAAACGUACACCGACCGGAACUUCUUUCUGCCCACGAAGGACGGCGCGGACGACACCAUGAUCGUCGGGAAAAUACAAAUCCCAGAAGCCCGAAAGGCCAUCGUGGCUCAGGCUCUGAACCAGUUCUCCAACCUGCUGAACAGCAAACCCUUCCUCAUCAACUUUAUCCGUACGUUGGAGAGCCGUCCGGACUUUAACGCUCGUGCUCGCGGUUCCUUCGCCUCUCUGCUGACGGUGGCGCUGCACGGGAAGCUGGAGUAUUACACCGACAUCAUGAGGACGCUGCUGCUGGAGCUGAUGGACGAACACGUGCAGAACAAAAACCCAAAACUCAUGCUGCGCAGGUCAGAGACGGUGGUGGAGAGGAUGCUCUGUAAUUGGAUGUCCAUCUGUAUCUAUCAGUUCCUCAGGGACACAGCAGGGGAGCCUCUCUACAAGCUGUUCAAGGCUCUGAAGCAUCAGGUGGAGAAAGGGCCGGUGGACGCCAAGAUGAAGAAAGCCAAAUACACUCUGAACGACACGGGGCUGCUGGGAGACGACGUGGAGUACUCAGUACUGACUCUGCAGGUGUUGGUCCACGGGGAGGGUCCUGAUGUGACUCCAGUGAAGGUGUUGAGCUGCGACUCCAUCACACAGGUGAAGGAGAAGAUCAUCGACCAGGUGUACAGGAACCUGCCGUACUCUCAGAGACCAGAGGUGGAGAGUGUUGCUCUGGAGUGGCGUCCGUGCUCCACGGGUCAGAUCCUGUCCGACCUCGACCUGACCUCUCAGAAGGAAGGACGCUGGAAGAGACUCAACACGCUCGCUCACUACAACGUUCGAGAUAACGCCACGCUGGUUCUCUCCAGAGUUCUACACUCACAGUCCUUCCACCAGCACCAAGACAACUAUGAAGAGAAGAACGCUCUGCUGGAGGACGACCACACCUUCCACCUGGUGCGUCCAGCGGAUGAAAUGGACGAGGGGAAGUCGAAGAGAGGAAGCAUGAAAGACAAGUCCAUGACGAAGGCCAUCACCGAGAUCUACCUCACCAGACUGCUGUCCGUCAAGGGCACUCUGCAGCAGUUUGUGGACGACUUCUUCCGCAGCGUGUUGUGUUCAGGGGCCGUUGUUCCUCCGGCCGUUAAAUACUUCUUCGACUUCCUGGACGAGCAGGCGGAGCGACACGACAACGUGGACGAGGAGACGCUGCACAUCUGGAAGACCAACAGCUUGCCCCUGCGGUUCUGGGUGAACAUCCUGAGGAACCCUCAGUUCAUCGUAGACGUUCACGUGACGGAGGUCGUGGACGCGUCGCUGCACGUCGUCGCUCAGACAUUCAUGGACGCCUGCACCAAGACGGAGCACAAACUCAGCAGAGAGUCUCCUAGCAACAAGCUGCUCUACGCAAAAGAGAUCUCCACGUACAAGAAGAUGCUGGACGAUUACUACAAGGGCAUCAGAGAGAUGGUCCCUAUCAGCGAUCAGGACAUGAACACACACCUUGCUGAGGUUUCCAGGCAACACACACACGAGCUGAACACCGAGUUGGCCUUACAUCAGCUGUACCAGUACGCCAGCAAGUACUACGAUGUGAUCAUCAAGUCUCUGGACGAGGACCCGGCGGCCCAGAAUAAGCAGCUGACGCUCCGCCUCCAACAGAUCGCCGCCGCGCUGGAGAACAAAGUCACUGACCUUUGACCUUUGACCUCAGUGAAGGUCGGAUACUAAAACACACAGGAUGUUGUUUUUCCCAUGAAUGGACCUAAAAGGAGGACGAGCUCACGGACUCUAAGGAAUGUUUUGACCAUAAUAAGGACUGAAGUGGGAGGAGCCACAGGAAGCUGAUGGCCAUAUAAGGACUGAAGGAGGGAGAUGUUACGAAUGAAUGAAGAUCUUUGGACAAUUUAAGGAGAGAAAACACCAAGAAGGCCAUUUUAAAAUGUGUGAAAUCAAAGGGUUAUUUUUUUAAUUCGGUGUGAUAGUCGGUCCUUUUUGCUUCUCUGCACCACACAAUUUAUUUUAUCAUUCAAGGACUAAAGAAGUGCCACUUUUUGGAUGAAGAAUUUACAUAAAAAGACAUUACCAAAUAUUUUCUUUAUAUGCGACGCAGCCCUUUUUUUUUUGGAAGUACUACCACUUGCGUAUCACAGAACUGUGGAUUUGAGGAGAAUCAGAAUCUUGAUUUAAGGUCAAUAUUUUUUGUUUCCACACUAAACGGCAACAAGAGAAAUCGGAUGUUUUGUCAGUAAAAGAAAAUCGUUUCAUCCUAACGCGUUUAUUUAAUCGACCAAUAGAAACCCACUACGGUACACACCACUGGCCAAUCAGGGCUCUUGGUUGAGGAGAGUGAAUUCAGGGUACGAUGUCCAAAAAAACCACAUAAUUUUAACCUUUUUUUAUCAUAGCCAAAUGUUGUUUUUCAUAUCAGAUCAUGUGAUGACACCACGCAGAUUAUUGCUGAAUAUUUGUUAGUAUUAUUCUCUGUAUGCAGGCUUUCCAUAUAUGAGAAUGAUCUUUUUAAUGGACUGAUACAAAGCCACUUCAUUGCUUUAUUUUGCAAAGUGUUAAUCAGGGUGGUCCAUAUCCAUGUGCAAGAGUGUGUGAGUGUGUGUUCAGCAUUUGUAUCAUCACCGGUUUGCUUGUUUUGACUUCUGCCUAAUCAUGCUUAAAAAACACUUUUAUCAUUUACUGUGAUUUGUUUUUAUAAUCUUUUUAGUUUCACCUCUGAUUGCCCUUCAUAUAUAUAAUGCUGCUUUUCGUUUCUGCGCACAUGUGAGGAGAUGAAGUGUCUUCUGAAGACAGGGUAUCCAUGCAUCCUUCAAAAAGGCGUUGAAUAAAUCAAAAUGUGAGGUGUUAAAUGUAUUAAAUCCAGUUAUUGUAUGGCC